Molecule: messenger RNA, 1077 nt
Organism: [Candida] anglica
Lineage: Eukaryota; Fungi; Ascomycota; Pichiomycetes; Serinales; Debaryomycetaceae
Source: the annotation of a GenBank genome assembly
UAAUUCAUAGUUAUAUAGAUGAAGUUUUCCGCUACCUUAAUUGCGGCAGCAUUGUCUGUUGCCAAUGUUGUAACGGCUUCCCUCACAAAUGGUGAGCUUCAGACCCUUGCACGUGGUCAAAAGCACAAUGUGAUUACGGUCAACGACGCCAACUAUGACGACAUUCUUAACGGCCCUCGUGAUUACCACUUGGUUGUUCUUAUGACCUCCACUUCUCCCAAGAUCAACUGUGUAUUGUGUAACGAAUUCAAGCCCGAAUAUGAAUUGGUAGCCAGCUCAUGGGUGAAGGACCACCCUAAUGGCUUACUGGAGGCUGAAUUGGCAGUAGAAGGAGACGCCGACGCCUUGGACGUCAUUGCUCCAAAGAAUGUCUACUUCCUUUAUUCAGAAUUCAUGGAAUCAAGAAAGUUCUUCAACUUGUUCCUGUUGAACAGUAUCCCCAAGGUGUUUUACUUCCCUCCAUCUACUUCUACCAAGCCCAAUGCUUACCAAAAGGAGUUUGUAGAAUACCAAUUCUUUGCUGGAUCCCAUCGUGAUUUGCUCAUCAAUUGGAUGUCCCAGAUCACUGGUCACAAGUUCCAGAUUCAUAUCCCUCCUGACUACACCCGUAUGGCCAUCAAUGCAUUUGGUACGUUUGCCUUUGCCCUUCUUGCAUACACCUUCAGUGCUCAAAUCCACCGGGUUAUUAUUUCCAAGGUGUUAUGGAGUGCUUUCUCCUUGGUAUCCAUUCUUUUGCUCAUCUCUGGCUACAUGUUCAACCAAAUCCGUGGUGUACCAUACGUUAGAGAACACGACAACGGUAAGGUUGAAUAUUUCCAACAGGGACAACAGGCUCAAUACGGAGUAGAAACUCAGAUCAUGUCCUUUGUCUAUGGAUGUUUGAGUUUAUUUGUGGUUGUCUUGGUCAAGAAAACUCCUGAGGUUAAGAAUGCAAAAGUUCAAUUCUUGACGGUGGUUAUUUUCAGUGCGUUCAUUUUCAUCUUCUACAGCAUUUUGGUUUCCAUUUUCCGUGUGAAGAGUUAUGGUUACCCAUACAAGCUUUUAAAUAUUUUCUAGAUUACAAUGGAGUAGUAGAGU